This is a messenger RNA of Vollenhovia emeryi, 855 nucleotides long. Its product is annotated as probable thymidylate synthase thy1. The transcript has a single exon. Lineage: Eukaryota; Metazoa; Arthropoda; Insecta; Hymenoptera; Formicidae. Gene Ontology annotation, biological process: dTMP biosynthetic process. Bases 1 to 855 code for a protein of 284 amino acids. Gene Ontology annotation, molecular function: flavin adenine dinucleotide binding; thymidylate synthase activity; thymidylate synthase (FAD) activity. The record is from RefSeq and is a predicted model, not a curated record.
AUGAAUGAAGCAACUAAACGAACUACAGUAAAAGAAAUAGAUGAAAUCUUAUAUGAAGAACAUAAGGUAUUAGACCAUGGAUUUAUUCGAGUAGUGGAUUAUAUGGGCUCUGAUAGCGCUAUAGUUCAAGCUGCUCGUGUUUCUUAUGGCAAGGGAACAAAACAGAUAAGUCAGGAUGAAGCACUUAUAAAGUAUUUAAUGAGACAUCAUCAUACAACUCCAUUUGAAAUGUGUGAAAUUAAGUUUCACGUGAAACUUCCAAUUUUUGUUGCAAGGCAAUGGAUAAGGCAUAGAACUGCAAAUGUAAAUGAAUAUUCGGCAAGAUAUUCAAUACUUGACAAUGAAUUUUAUGUACCAAAACCAGAACAGAUUGCAAAACAAUCUGAUAAUAAUAAACAAGGUAGCGGUGAAGCUUUUGAUCCGGAUACCUCAAAGGAAAUAAUAGAUUCUCUAACAAAUGACUCUAAUUUAGUAUAUUCUCAUUAUGAAAAAUUUAUUGAGCAGGGGCUUGCAAGAGAAAUUGCCCGAACCAACCUAACGCUUAAUUACUACACACAAUUUUAUUGGAAAAUAGAUCUGCAUAACCUUCUUCAUUUUUUGAAGCUUAGAGCUGAUAAGCACGCCCAAUAUGAAAUCAGAGUUUAUGCAGAAGUUAUGUUGGAUAUAACAAAAAAAUGGGUUCCACUGGCCUACAAUGCCUUUGCUGAAUAUUGCCUAGAAUCAGCUUGUAUUUCAAGAACUGGUCUAGAAAUAAUUCGCAAAUUAAUUAAAGGGGAAAACGUUACUAGAGAAGAAAGUAAUAUUGGUAAAAGAGAAUGGGACGAGCUGAUGUCUAUACUCGAUAAACAAUCUUAA